Molecule: messenger RNA, 1199 nt
Organism: Linderina pennispora
Lineage: Eukaryota; Fungi; Kickxellomycota; Kickxellomycetes; Kickxellales; Kickxellaceae
Exons: 1
Coding region: 349-1122 (257 amino acids)
Source: RefSeq, a predicted model, not a curated record
CUGCCCACUAGUCUUGUUACAUUUUAUUGCUCCUCUAUGCCAUUCUUGAAGAGCGGGAUAUACCAUGGGCCACGGCUAUCUGACGAACAGCGGAUACAGGUAGGGGUCGGCAGAGCCAUGCAUGGAAAUGAACGGAGGUGCAGGCAUCUUAUCUGAGGAAACCUUUGCCUGUUUCUGUAGACGGCCACUGCAUUAAGGCUGCACCUGGAUCCUGUGGGCAGCGGAGAUAGAGCUAUCAUUAUCGCCGGAAUAUGCUGUUACAGCCUGACUCUCUUGCUGGUGCUGUAUUGCUGGCUCAAUUACAGCUACCACCCUAUCCGGGCAAAGAAUGUGCGGCUUGCCACAGUCAUGUACAUCACAGGCCUGCUCUGGUUUGUGGCAGACUUGCCAACAAACGGCCACGUCAAUAUUGUCGGCUCCUGGACGAUAUGCAAGCUGUGGGCAAUCUGGGGCCGUGCGGCAUUGGUAUACGUGUCAUCGUGCUGUAUUCUAAUGCGUGCAUAUGCGCUUGACCUGGUAUUCAAUCGCAAGCAGCCAUAUCGUGGGUGGGCGGUCCUUGUGCCUAUCAUCAUCAUCGCAGUGGUUGUUCUCUCCUACUGCAUCACGGGCCAGCUAGUUAGUGACGACCUGACAGUCGCAUUCAUUCCGUCGCUGCAGCUCUGCUACUACAGCGAUGCCUUCCGGUAUGCAAGUCUGUCGAUUGUGUGGCUGGUCUGGCUAGUUAUUCUGUACUACACCAUUCGGAUUCGCAGAAUCACAUCCUCGUUCAACGAGUUCCGCAACUACCUUGCGCAGUGCAUCAUUGCAUUCCUGCUCAUUGCCGAGACCACGGCACUGCACAUUGCAUUCCCGAGGUACCCGCUUAACAAGACUGUUCGUGUUGUGAACACGGCGUUCGACAUAUUCAUCAGCAGUGCCUGUAUCUGGAUUGUCCUCGCGUACCCAGCAUACAAAUGCCUGUUCGAUCGUGGGGAGUACCUCAACCAGUGGCUCUGGAAGCUGCGGGAUGACGGGCUCCAGAAGGCGUACGGGGUGGAAUCGAACGAGACGUACCUGGUUGGACAGAUACAGUUUUCCUCGACUGCCCAACUGCACUCUGACUACAAGCGGCAGCUUUUGUGAGUCGCAACUAUAAAUAUAUGCUGUACAUGUUUUAUAGAGAGCAUGAUCCAGCCCAAUGAGGGACAUUGCGAUUGGAA